Molecule: messenger RNA, 2385 nt
Organism: Bursaphelenchus xylophilus (pine wood nematode)
Lineage: Eukaryota; Metazoa; Nematoda; Chromadorea; Rhabditida; Aphelenchoididae
Source: the annotation of a GenBank genome assembly
AUGUACGGAGUGACUGCAUUCUCCAUUGUCUUUGUGAACAAAUUGGUGCUCAGUGUGUACAGGUAAGGCGAGCGCUGUUUUUUUAGUUGAAGGCGUAUCAAAAAAAUGUUUAUUAGUAUUUGAGUAGUUCAUGGAAAAGACUUUCGAAGUGUUUCGAACAGUGCGGUGGCCCCCGCGCACGGUCCAUUCUUUGCUUCCGAGAGGGCCACAGCAGUCGGUACUGCGGAAAUCUGGCAAUCUGAAAGUGCCCUGAGGUUCGAAGCCAUCGAAAAAAAUUAUACCAGGGUUGUAGUACUAGUCGCGACAUAAAAAAUCUCUGGUUGGAGAUCGCACAGAGCCACAGAAAAGACGUAUGGAAAAAAUGUGAAAAGUAGACGUUAAAACAGGAUUUUUUUUUUAGAUUUCCCUCUUUCUUGGUGCUGUCCCUUCUUCAAACAGUGUUCACAGUGGCCCUACUUUGCGUGUUGAACAUUGCUGGGAAGCUUGAGAUAAAACGACCAUCAAAAAAUGUCUUAAUUGCGGUAAGAAUUAUUAUGUUCUUUACCAAUUUGUUCACAAAAUCUUUGAGUGAUUUUUUCGCAUUUGCACUGUUCAUAAGGAGGCAGGAUGCGGGAACCCAAAAAGCCUAUUGUUCAGUGCAAAGCGAACUUUUGUUUUCUCACUGUGCUUGUCGUUGAAGUCACUCCAGUGACUUUGCAAAUGGACUAGACUCUAAAAUUUGUCGGGAAAAUAGUGGCGGAUCGUUGCAGCAAGAUGCUUUCGGCUCGGACGAUUCCAAAGCGCAACGGCCGCCACAGUUUUCCCGACGGACUGAUACCUGUUAAGUUUAGAUCUCUCCACUGGUUGUCCUUUUUUUGUUCAACCUGACGUUCGGCCUGGGAAGUACAAAAUACCUUACUCUGCCAAUGUUUACCAGCCUCAGACAUUCCACUGUGUUCGUCACGAUGAUCUUAGAGUUUGUCUUUCUGCGGUGAGAUUGCCUUUGCCUGCAUAAUGAAGUACGUACUUUCAGUGUAACACCAAAGAAAAAUACAGUCAUAAGUGUCGGAAUUAUUGUGUUGGGCGCAGUCUUGGCUGCAUGGUAAGCAAAUUAUCUUCUAAAUCUAGUUUUUUAACAAGGAAAGUACUUUUAUGGGGGCUCCUACUUUUUGACGGGACAUAUCUCAAAAAAUCAGAAAAAAUGUGCUGAUUAAGGAUAUAUAAAUCUUAGCUGCCCAUUUUAGGUUUUUAGGGAUGAAAACGCAAUCGGAAGUUGACUUAAAGUCCUAUAUGAACCCCUUUUCGCUUAAUUUUUCACGGGUUUACAAUUUUUAUUUUGGCUUAAAAUGAUGUUUAUUGAGUUUCUAAGACGUAAUAAAUCAGUCUUGGCCCAAAAAUUUAUUUUUCCGACCUUCAACUUCAAAAAAAGUUGAUUCAGUCCAAAAGGGAAAUCGAACCCGUGCGGCGUCCUCCCUCUUGAUUCCCAGACUACGGCACUAACCACUCGGUCACACCGCUCUCUUCCGAAGGAAGAGACCGACUGCGCUUUUUAUCGUUUCGAAUGCCUGCGCCUUUUGUAGGGAAAUUAAGACAGUUUUUGGGCAUUUUCACCCAUAAAAACCCAAAAUGGGCAGCUAAGAUUUAUAUGUCCUUGAUCAGCAAAUUUUUUCUGAUUUUUUGAGAUAUGUCCCGUCAAAAAGUAGGAGCCCCCAUAAAAGUACUUUCCUUGUAAAAUUGAUUUCAGCUUUGAUCUAAACUUUAAUUUGAUGGGGUAUCUUUAUGUUACGAUUAACAACACAGCCACGGCAUUGAAUGGGGUGUAUGUGAAACAUGUUUUCAACAAAGAUGCAAGUGUUUUAAAGUCCUUGCAUUUAUCAAGGGUAAUUUUAGUUCAUGUCCACAACCGAUGUGAUGUUUUACAAUAAUUUGCUGACAACGCCCGUCUUAUUCUUUCUGUGUUCGAGCCAAAAUGAACUUGAAUUUGUAAGUAGCCGGUUUAUCAAUAUUGCCUACAUAUUACAUACUUUAGACUUGGAUUUUCUUCCAGUUGAAUCCAAAUCGGGUGACAUUAGCAGUUCUAAUCUUGCUAUCUCUGAUCUCCGGCUUAUUCCUUGGCUAUUUUAUGUUUCAAUGCACCAAAUACAACUCAGCCUUGGGUACUGCGUUUAUUGGUGUGUUCAAAGUGAGUAACGCAAACAUUAUUUAGCAUUUUUUUAGAACGUAAUCAUCACUUACGCUGGAAUGUUCACAGGAGACUACGACUUCAACUGGUGCAACUUCUUCGGUGUUACACUGGCAACGCUGGGAUCGUUGACAUAUCUGGCUUCCGUAUUCUCAAGUCCAACAGUUGUUGCUGAGAAGACAGAGGCAAAAGAUGUUGAGAGAAAUGCUGUGAUUGCGGCUUAG